Molecule: messenger RNA, 1444 nt
Organism: Botrytis cinerea B05.10
Lineage: Eukaryota; Fungi; Ascomycota; Leotiomycetes; Helotiales; Sclerotiniaceae
Exons: 2
Coding region: 152-1336 (394 amino acids)
Molecular function (GO): protein binding; 6-phosphogluconolactonase activity
Source: RefSeq, a predicted model, not a curated record
GAUUUCUCACGUGGCAUGGCAUUGAGAUGGAGAAUUGCUUUGUUAUAAUGCGAGAUCAAUUUGCAAGUCAUGUUGAUGUGUUGGUAUAUAAUUACUCUUCACUGCUCUCGUUACCUCAUGCGUAAUACGUUAAUGUACAUAUUGUCUCGACAUGCCAGGAACAACUACUCGCCUCUUUGCAUCUUCAGCCAGCGGUGCCAUCACAACCCUUGCGCUAACGAUAGAUGCUCAGGAUUUACCCUCGCUCAAGCCUAUCUCGGUAAUCAAUGAUCCCAAGCUGCGCCCGUCGUUCCUUCUCAAGCACCCAUUAAACAAGACUCUGUACUGCAGCCAUGAAAAUCGAGAGACCUCUAGCUCAAUAGGGGCAUAUUCCAUCUCUUCGGCUGGUGGCUUACAGCUCAUUGAACGGCAUGAUACCUUGGGAGGAUCCUGUCACCAAGAAUUCUACAAUGAUGGGAAGGCACUGGCUAUCGCAGAGUAUGACGGUUCCGGGGUGUCAACUUGGAAGGUCAGCUCCAGCAGCAGCCUUACCCCCCACCAACAAUUCACUUUCGAGAUGGCUUCCACAGGUCCCGACCUAAUUCGACAAGAGGCAUCGCAUCCCCAUCAAAUAGUUGUCGAUCCUUCCGGCCAAUAUCUGUGCGUGGUUGAUCUCGGGGCUGAUGUGAUAAGAAUCUUCGAAAUAGACAACAACGACUCUACACUUAUCGAACAAGACUUUGUCACUGUGCCACCAGGAUCGGGUCCUCGUCAUGGAGUGUUUAGCCUGCGAGAUGGGAAGACUUUCUUCUACCUUGUCUCGGAGCUCUCAAGCACCUUGAUCACGUUCUCUGUUGUAUAUGAGGCAAAUUCUCUAUCAAUGAAGCAACUCUCGCUGCAGUCAAUCUAUGGGUCAGAUCCAGUACCUAAAGGGGCGUACGCCUGUGACGUCCUUGUUUCUGUGAGUAGAGUAGCUCUACUCCAGAAUGGUAGACAAAGCACUGACCCUCCACAGCCAGAUAACAACUUCCUACUUACUUGCUCGCGCUUGGAUUAUAAGCUGCAAAUCGAUUCCUUCAGCGGGGACAACGGCACGGAAAUACCGUCCGAUACGAUGCAGGUAUGGGCUAUCGACCCCACGACGGGUGUGCCGCAGUUCCAGCAGUUGUCGCCAAGUUGGGGAGUGAAUCCUAGGCAUUUCUCGUUCAACAGAAAGGGGAACAUGGUUGCUGUUGCCUUGGUUGGGGAUCACAGAGUGGUCAUUAUCCAACGUGAUACGAUGGAUGGCACAUUAGGAAAGGUUCUGACUCAUGUUGAGGGCAUAAGUGAAGCCAUGUGUGUGGUCUGGGAUGAAUAAUCGUCAUUUAAAGAUAGAGAGACAGGAACUAUGAAAUCAUUCAGCAUUCAAUUGUGUAGCCAUUAUAGAUCAAGGAUGACUAGAGUGAUCUCUAGAAUAUAGCCCCCA